This is a messenger RNA of Pipra filicauda (Wire-tailed manakin), 2739 nucleotides long. RefSeq names its product protein phosphatase 1 regulatory subunit 16B (gene PPP1R16B). Gene Ontology annotation, cellular component: cytoplasm. The record is from RefSeq and is a predicted model, not a curated record. Gene Ontology annotation, biological process: regulation of sprouting angiogenesis; establishment of endothelial barrier. Gene Ontology annotation, molecular function: enzyme inhibitor activity; protein binding; protein phosphatase regulator activity. Lineage: Eukaryota; Metazoa; Chordata; Aves; Passeriformes; Pipridae. The transcript has 11 exons. Bases 245 to 1960 code for a protein of 571 amino acids.
GCUGCCUCCUCCUGCCUUCCCUGUGCCUCCCUCCUGAGCGGCCGCUGCCUGCGGAGCGCGGGGCCGGGCCCGCUGCGGAGCUGCCGCGGUUUCCACCACAUUCUCAUUGGACACUGCAAUGGGCCCUCCCCAGCUCGGCCUCAAGAUGCUGGUAUAGCAGCAGGUGGCUGUGAUCCAGAGGACCUGUGGUGGGACACUGUUUCCCACUGGGACAUCCUUCCCCAUCCCUCUCUCUGCAGAAGCAAUGGAUGCCCAUGUGGACCUCCUGACUGAGCUGCAGCUGCUGGACAAGGUGCCUACGCUGGAGAGGCUGCGGGCAGCCCAGAAGCGGAGGGCUCAGCAGCUGAAGAAGUGGGCACAGUAUGAGAAGGAAAUGCAGCACAAGAAGAGGAAGCACGAAAAGAAGAGAAAUGCUGUGAACCGAAAGAAAGUGUCUUUUGAAGCCAGCGUUUCUCUGCUGGAGGCCUCUCUGAGGAACGACGUUGAGGAAGUAUGUUACUUGCUGAAGAGCAACAUCAGCCCUGACCUGUGCAAUGAGGAUGGAUUAACUGCGCUGCAUCAGUGCUGCAUAGACAACUAUGAAGACAUAGUCAAACUUCUCCUCAACCAUGGAGCCAAUGUCAAUGCCAAGGACAAUGAGCUGUGGACUCCAUUGCAUGCAGCAGCUACAUGUGGUCAUAUCAACCUGGUGAAGAUCCUCAUCCAGCAUGGAGCAGACUUGUUGGCAGUAAAUGCAGAUGGUAACAUGCCGUAUGACCUCUGUGAAGAUGAGCCAACUUUGGAUGUCAUUGAGACUUGCAUGGCCUAUCAAGGGAUUACACAGGAAAGGAUCAAUGAGAUGCGUGCUGCUCCAGAGCAGGUCAUGAUCUGUGACAUUCAUGACAUACUUGCGACUGGACAAGACCUGAACAGGACUGAUGCCCAAGGUGCUACACUGCUGCAUAUAGCUGCAGCCAAUGGUUAUCUGCAUGCAGCUGAAGUCCUUCUUGACCAGGGGGCGAGCCUGGACGUUAAGGACUGGGACGGCUGGGAACCUCUUCACGCUGCUGCUUUCUGGGGACAGAUGCAGAUGGCUGAGUUACUUGUGUCCCAUGGGGCUAGUUUGAGUGCCAGAACAUCUUUGGAUGAGAUGCCAAUAGAUCUGUGUGAAGAGGAGGAAUUCAAAGUAUUGCUUCUGGAGUUGAAACACAAACACGAUGUGAUCAUGAAGUCUCAGAUGAGGCAUAAAUCCUCCCUGAGCCGAAGGACCUCCAGCACGGGCAGCCGGGGGAAGGUGGUGAGGAGGGCCAGUCUUUCGGACCGAACAAACCUUUACAGGAAGGAGUGUGAGAAAGAGGCCAUCGUUUGGCAGCAGCUGGGGGCAGCAGAAGAAGGAAGAAACUCGGGUUUCAUUGGAGAAAUUGGGGAGACUCGGUCUGACCAGGAGAACACAGACCCUAACUCAGUGCUGGAGAACUCCUCCCUCCUUCCAGAGUUAGCAAACAAAAGCACCCAGUGUGACUCUGAGAUCCCACUCCAGAAUGGACUCAUGGCAUCUGCCAGCCCUUACCAGUACACCUUUUCCAACGGGGACGUUUGGAGCAUGCACGCUGAGCCCAGCAGUAACCCUGGCCACGUGCUGCCCUACGGCAGCCCUGGGCUCCCUGACACCCAGCAGUUCUGGGGCACCUACAAGGAGCACAACCACCAAACGCUCUCAGAACUGAAGAGGCAGCGGGCUGCAGCCAAACUCCUCCAGCACCCUUUCCUCAGCACCCACUUCAGCAGUGGCAUGGCAGGAGUUGCUGAGAAUGUGGGUGAGGCCAAGUCACACUUAAUCGAAUCCAGGACUUCUCCCUACAGCUCAAAUGGGACCUCAGUGUAUUACACAGUGUCCAGUGGCGAUCCGCCCCUCUUGAAAUUCAAAGCUCCCAUGGAGGAAAUGGAAGAGAAGGUGCACGGGUGCUGCAGAAUUUCCUAGUCUUGUCUGUGUCUCGCCCCAGAGAAAACAAGAUGUGAGUGGGCUGGUUGGAUCUAUCUCAGCUGCCAGAUUGUUUGCUUUCCAAAGGGAGAAUUUAGUUUUGGACAUCCUGACUGUGGCAGCCUCGUUCAUCCUGAAUUGUACUUUACCCUGCCAAUUACUUACAUUGCAGCUGAAUGAGUAAUGCAGGUGGAGCAAGGCUUUUAGGAGAGGAAGGGACAUCAAUAUGAUGUAAAAAGGAGUCUCCCUCAUCUUGCUCCCAGGGGGAAAAGGUAUCAUGCACUGCCUCCCCAUCCUUGGGAAGUCAUGAGAUGCCUUGGAACAAAGAAAGGAUCUGGAUUAAAAUCUUUGCAUCUGAGCCUCUUGCUGCAAGCCACCAAGGGGCUGGAAGGUGACAGUUCAGACCUGCAUUUUCACCCUUGGGUGAUGCACAUACCUUGGAGGGGAGGUCAACCCCCUCAUGGGGUUUGCAAGAGUGGACAGAGCUGUUUUCCAUUCAGCUGGAUCCAGCACUUCCUGGGCCUGAGCAACAAGGAAGUGUAGAUGCUGUGCUGAGGAAGUUUGCAAGGUAUUAUCUCCUUGCAGUGACAGCUCACCAUCAAGAACUGUGCACUGGCUGGGUCCUGUUCUGCUCGUAUCAGCUCGUCACUGCAGGCUGCCUUCAGGUUUGAAGCAGAACUUUUCCUGGAACAGGCUUCACUCAUGAGGCUUUAAAACUGAUGUUGCAAUAAGGGGCCCUGGCAAUAGAAUUUUACUGCAAUAAAAUACUGGCAAAGGUC